Messenger RNA from Aspergillus puulaauensis, 546 nucleotides. RefSeq lists its product as uncharacterized. The record is from RefSeq and is a predicted model, not a curated record. The transcript is spliced from 2 exons. Lineage: Eukaryota; Fungi; Ascomycota; Eurotiomycetes; Eurotiales; Aspergillaceae. Bases 1 to 546 code for a protein of 181 amino acids.
AUGCUAUCUACACUUUCUCUCCCACUGUUCCUCUUCACCCUCCACGCAACCGCCCAAUCCACAACCCCAACAUCAACCACUACUGCCCCCCUCCCCACUCUCUCCCCAGGCUGGUUCUUCAUCCGCGCCGUGGAAGAGCCCAACUACCACAGCUACCUACAAUCCGCCCCAACCGCAACCCCAGGCCUCGCAGUCCUAGACGCAAACACCGGCGCCGGCCAAUUCAACAUCAUCUCCGGGCAGCUGGUGUACCACUUAUCCGGAAAUGGAUCGCUGUACAUGAACGUCGAGAACCCAUCCGACAAAACGCAGCGGAAACUCACGACGUCGUUUAACGCCACGGAGAAUGCCUAUGGCGAGUUCGCGUUUCAGGGGGAUACGGUAACUUGGAGUGUGGAGGACAUUGAUCGUCCCAAUACGGGGGCUUGGCUUGUUUGUGAGGACCAGCAGCUGUUUAUAAAUACGGGGUCUUAUGGGUAUGAGACGCCCGAGGGGUGUGCGGAUGAAACGAUUCAUUCGUAUGGAGGGUCUACCCCGGAUGUUUAA